Molecule: messenger RNA, 2805 nt
Organism: Fusarium poae
Lineage: Eukaryota; Fungi; Ascomycota; Sordariomycetes; Hypocreales; Nectriaceae
Exons: 2
Coding region: 1-2805 (934 amino acids)
Biological process (GO): transmembrane transport; fungal-type cell wall biogenesis
Source: RefSeq, a predicted model, not a curated record
AUGUUUGCGACUCGCCAGCCCUUGACAGCAUUGGCAUGCCUCUUUGCUGCGCUGGGAAUAAUUCCUACUGCAUACGCUCAAGACAAGAUCUUCAUCAAUGGGACUGGUGACGAUGGCGUAUUUCACGACCGUUUGGAUGUUAGCAGGACCCCUUCUCUCUACACAGGCGACUUCGACGACUGCUUAAACGAUGGAAGCUUGUUCAACGUGACUGGCUUUGACACAGCAUACUACUCCGAUAAUCUCACAGUGUCAUUUCAUAUGUACGGAAGUUCCAAUAUUCGACGGGAAAAUGUCAUGAUGCAUCUUUCUAUCGAGGUUUACGGGGAGGAGCGUUUCAACAAAACCUACGAUCCAUGCGCGGAUAACGUCACAAGUCUUUGUCCACUCGAGGCUGGAAAGCCCAUUGAAGCAUAUAUCACCACUUCCAUUUCAGCUGGUGACAUUGCUGGCAUUCCCUCAAUCGCGUUGAAUAUUCCCGACCUAGAAGGUUUCUCCCGCCUACGGAUCUUUGCCAAUUCAACACGGACCGAAAUUGGAUGUCUCCAGGCCACCAUGAGUAACGGUAGAACCUUUUCUCAGCCACAAAUUGUUGGAACGAUCCUUGGAGUUUUCACUGUAUUUGCAGUUCUGGCCUCAUUUGCAACUGCUAUCUAUGGUGUACAAAUUCCGCAUAUGAGAAUGCACUAUGCCCAUUCCUUUUCCAUCUUGAUCAUUUUCGAGACCUUCCAAUCCAUCUUUUUCUCAGGAGCGUUGUCUGUCAACUGGCCCGCUUUGCUCCCUGCCUGGUGGAGCAACUUUGCUUGGACUGCCGGCAUGAUCGCGAGUAACAAUAUGAUCGAGGCCAUCAGUCCCUUUGCUGGUGUCUCAGGAAACGCAAGCCAGGUUGGUUCCGCAGGAUCGAUCCCUAUCAACAACGGAGGUGGUUUGGCACAACAAAUUUUCGGCAGAAAUCUAAAGAGUAGGGCAACUGUUCAACAAGACGAUAUCCUACAGGCACUCGUCCGUCGAAACAACUUCAACUCCAGCAACCCAUAUGAUUACAGUUGGGCUGGAGGACCUCGUAAUCCGGGAAUGCCACUACCAGGUGACUAUUCUGGCUUUCCGGGAGUGUUGUCUGUACUUGGGAUUCCUCGGAACGACGCAUUUAUCGUCGGUCUUAUCUGGUUCCUCGUCGUCUUGGCAGCUGUUGCCCUCUUUAUAAUUUUUUCCAAACUCGCGCUUGAAUCAUGUGCCAAGUGCAAACUGAUCAAGUCGGAUGGCUUCAAUUACUUCCGCUCCCAUUGGCUUGGAUACAUGGCCGCUGCCCUACUCCGAACAAUCUUCAUUGCGUUCUUCGUCAUAACAACCCUUGCGAUGUUCCAAUUCUCUAUUAAAGCACCGUCAGGGCCGACUGCAAUCGCCGCUAUCAUUUUCAUCAUGUUCAUGGGAUUUGCCGGACUUACAGCUUAUGCUUGCUCUGCAAGAUUGCGUGAAGGCAAAUAUGAAGUGGUGUCUGACACUCUUCGCUUCGAGCAAGGCAAGAUCUUAAAGAAGGUCCCGUUUGUUGCGACCACUCUCGAAAGUUCUAUUGGCGAGGAAGAACAGGCACGAAAGCCACGUCUAUUUGCCAGUGUACCAAUCCGACGAAUCAGAUUUGUUGACAAAGACCCUGAAAGGCCUAAAGUUCACCAAGAUGAGCCAUACAUCAACCGUUUUGGGUGGCUUUCGGCUCGAUAUCGAACCGCCCGUUGGUGGUUUUUCGCAGUGUACUUGGCGUACCAGUUUGUGCGCGCAUGUUUUAUUGGUGGUGGUCGAGCAAGCCCACUGGCUCAAGUUUACGGUCUUUUCAUAUUCGAGAUCAUUGCUCUGACCAUUAUUAUCAAACUCAAACCCUUUGAAGGGUCCCGUAACACAACCGCAGCUAUCUGGCUACUGUCGAUCUCCAAGAUUGUUACCACUGGCCUUUCCAUCGCGUUCUUGAGAACUUUGGACCUGAGCCGUGUUGCAGCUACAGCUAUUGGCAUGAUCAUCCUUGUGGUUCAGUGCUUCCUUGCUGCGGCCAUCUUGGUUCUAGUAGUGCUUGGCAUGGUGUCGACAUGGAUGUCCUUAUCUCGCAACCGUGAGGAUUUUCCCGAAAAGAUCGACGAUAUUCGUGUCCGAUAUUUCGAACACAUGGAGAACAGGGCAGGCACCUCCAAGCCCAAGGAAGAUGGAGUGGAUGAACUUGCAGAGUUGUCCCAGUCCAUUUUCAAUGUGAGCAAUGUGCGGCGUAACACUCAAAACAAUGCGUUCCCGACAGUGGAAAGCACAAGAUCGCAAGUCCCGUCUCAUCCGGCACACCCACUCAACCGACCCCGCCGAACAAACAGUGCUGGUUCUCGUCACUCGGUCAACAGCCUGCCUCGGAGUGGGCGCACCCAUCGUGCUUCAUGGAGUUCAAAAGACUUUGCCGAAUGGGAUGCUGAUAUGAAUAGAGGCGACACCUCCCGAAUCAGUCGCAUUCGAAGCAGCUCUCUGCGCUUGCAAGCUUCCAAGUACUCUGUAAGUCGGCCGCCAAUGACACCGACUCGGGAAUCUGCAGAGUUUCCUCGUAUGAGUACGAAUACUGUGGACAAGGACGCGAUUGUCCAAGACAAAAUCGAGGAGAAUGUAGCUACUCCAAAGAGAAGGAAGAGAACGGUAAGCUGGGCAGACCAAAGCUCGAUAUGCGAAGAGCCUUCCGAAGAAGCUUCAAAGGACGACACAAAGGACGACAAACCGCUAGAGAAGAUUGACUCGACAGGUGGUCGAGAUGAAGCAAGCAUACCAAGAGCCGAACAAUAA